AUGCCAAAUGGACCAUCGCGCAAGUGGCCAACCCUUGUUGGCGAGGUUACGUGCUCAGAGCGUCGUACGAAGCCCCAAGAAGAAAUCAACUUCUGGAUGAGCGAUCCAAGGGUUUCCGUUAAUAUCGCCAUCACAAUCAGUGUGCUCCGGGACAAAAUAAUGGUUCAGAGCUGGAAAGGGAACCACACCUGGAAAUUGCCCGCAACCCUCAUCCAGGCUGCCCUCGUGUCAAUGGCCAGCUAG
Molecule: messenger RNA, 243 nt
Organism: Penicillium salamii
Lineage: Eukaryota; Fungi; Ascomycota; Eurotiomycetes; Eurotiales; Aspergillaceae
Source: the annotation of a GenBank genome assembly